CGUUCCAGACCGCCAGCCUUAUAUCUUGGAUUCCGAUGGCGGCACCAUUCGCUCGCGCAGUACGCGCAACACUCUCGCUCGGAGGCGCCGCGCAAUGCGCCUGUCGUCGCGCCUCGCGGCCGCAGAUGCGAUGUCUGAGCAGCACACCCAGCUUUCUCUCAGGCCACUCGAAAUGGUCGAGUAUCAAGCACGACAAGGCCAAAAAUGACGCCGGCAAGAGCAAGCAGCGCUCGCUCAUGACCCGCGACAUCACCAUCGCCGUGAAGCUCGGCGGCCCCAACCCAGACCUGAACCCCCGCCUCCACCUCUGCAUCUCGACGGCCAAGAAAAGCGCUGUCCCGAAGGCCUCAAUCGAAGCCGCGAUAGCGCGCGGCCAGGGUCUCUCAACCACCGGCGCCGCGCUCGAAAACCUCACACUCGAAGCCAUCCUGCCGCCCUCGGUCGCCACAAUCAUCGAGUGCCAGACCGACAACAAGCUGCGCGUGCUCGCCGAGCUGCGCCUGAUUGUGAAGGAAGCCGGCGGGCAGGUGUCGACCGUGGGCUUCAUGUUCGAGAAAAAAGGCCGCAUCAUCCUGGCGAAGAAAGACAACUUCGGCGCCGACGACGUGCUGGAGCCCGCGCUCGAGGCGGGCGCGCUCGACAUCUUCGAGGACGCCGAGGGCCGCGUCGUGCUCUUCACGGAGCCCGCGCACACCAACAAGAUCGCAGACCUGCUGGCGAAGCAGCACGGGUUGGACGUCGAGGAGAGCGAGAUCAUCUACGACCCCAACGAGGACACCAAGGUGCCGCUGGACGACGAGGGCGCGGCCAAGGAGCUGAACGAGCGCUUUCUGGAUAAGCUGCAGGACGUGCAGGGGAUACAGGGCGUGUACGUCAACUGGAGCAAGGGCGCCAUCUCGGACGAUCUGUGGGAGGAGCUGUCUGGAAAAGUCAAUGUUUGAUCAUGAUAUCAUCAAAC
Boeremia exigua is the source of this 958-nucleotide messenger RNA. Its product is annotated as transcriptional regulator-domain-containing protein. Gene Ontology annotation, cellular component: mitochondrion. The transcript has 2 exons. Bases 36 to 941 code for a protein of 301 amino acids. Lineage: Eukaryota; Fungi; Ascomycota; Dothideomycetes; Pleosporales; Didymellaceae. The record is from RefSeq and is a predicted model, not a curated record.